Molecule: messenger RNA, 327 nt
Organism: Echinostoma caproni
Lineage: Eukaryota; Metazoa; Platyhelminthes; Trematoda; Plagiorchiida; Echinostomatidae
Source: the annotation of a GenBank genome assembly
GCGUUCGACUCGUUCAAACUGGCUACUUCGUCUAGUUCAGGGACCAAAGAGAAUGAGUUUGACGCGAGCUUCCUUGAACGUCGUCAGGGUGUGAUUGCCGAGGUGAAAGGAUCCGGGAACGUGACGAAUCGCGCAUUAUCUUCUGCCAGCUCACGAUUUCAUGCUGGAGGCUCAAAACAUCGGAAUUUACAUAUUUCAACCGUUUGCUAUGGCGUGUCCCAACACCCGCAAUGGCUUUAUCUUGUUCCUGUACUGAAUAAACCUCUGGACCGCAAAGCAGCCUAUGCUCCACCUUCCACAGAGCCGGAUUUCGCCGCGGCUCCAUAG